This is a messenger RNA of Melitaea cinxia (Glanville fritillary), 1167 nucleotides long. RefSeq lists its product as uncharacterized. The transcript is spliced from 6 exons. Gene Ontology annotation, biological process: synapse organization. NCBI's taxonomy places the organism in Eukaryota, Metazoa, Arthropoda, Insecta, Lepidoptera, Nymphalidae. Gene Ontology annotation, cellular component: neuron projection membrane. The coding region runs from base 1 to 1152 and encodes 383 amino acids. The record is from RefSeq and is a predicted model, not a curated record.
AUGUGGUGUGUGGGCGUGUACCUUUUCACUCAGAUAGUUAUAUGUCAAUUUACUACAGAAAAUCUGACAUCCACAACAGAAGAAGACCAAACUGUUACACCAUUCUACGCGCUUAGUACAGGUAUAGUACCAGCGCCCGUGAUGCUCCGACUUGGUAACUCAACCAUUGAUAGCACGAAAUCGUUCAAAGUACCACAACCCUCAAAAGAACCUGAUACGGGAACUCUAACUGUUCAACCGAAUGUGGUACCGGAUAUGGUACCACACGUUGUAUCAGUGAAGAAUACCUAUUUUGACCAUGACAGGAAAUAUGGACCAACGUUCGAGGAUACUCCAGAUGGUAAUAUCACAAAAAUAACUGUGCAACUGGGUGAAGAUGCUCACCUCAAUUGCCGGAUUAGUCUCCUUCAAGAUAAAACGGUAUCUUGGGUUCGUCGAAGAGGCAAAGAGGAAAUUCCUGAACUCCUAACUGUAGGUGCUGUUACAUAUGCAGCUGAUAAUAGGGUGUCAGUCGGAAAGAGAUAUCCUGGUAACUGGAGAUUACUUAUCAGGGAGGUUAAGCCAGAUGACGAAGGAGUUUACGAAUGUCAAAUAUCAACACACCCCCCUAGAGUUAGUAGGACAUACCUACAUGUGAACACACCACAAGUAUGGGUAGUCGAUGAGGCAGGUGGUCCGCUUCAAGCGAAAUAUUACGAAGCUGAGUCAACUUUAGCGUUGGUGUGUCGAGCGCGACAUGUGGAAACACCGGCCGUGCUUACUUGGCUACAUGAGGGACGGGCCCUUAAUGCUGACACAACAAGAGGAGGAAUCAGUGUAAAAACAGAGCAAGUACCGGGCGGCGCUGACAGCGUGCUCAGAUUAGCACGCGUGAACAGCAGCGACGCGGGCAACUACACGUGCGCGGUGCGGGGAGCGAGGCCCCACACUGUCGCUGUACAUGUGCUCAACGAAAGUCUCGCAGAGCUGCACGGUGGUACAUCGACAGUACAACCAUCACUAACAACAGUCACGACACUAUUCAUCGUAACGUUAAUCGUUUCAAGGUCAUCACUAUUAUCCAUAACGAUCGCGUACCCAACACUAGCCUGUAGUAUUAGCGCCAAAGGCGAAAUGAAUGAGCAUUACAAAGUAUUACUAUUACCUACGUGAUAAAAAUAUGUAAAU